AUGCCUACUCAAACAAUUUUGGCUUCACGAAGGACGAUUUUGCUCACUACUUUGGUGCGACACGAACAGUUUUUACGGGAAUUUGAUCCCGAACGAGACUCCAAUGCCGUGGAAAUUCGACUUAAUAAAGUCCAGCAGUUGGCAAACGAUUUGGAGAACAUUCAACAACAGCUGGAAGAUGCAUCAACCACUGUUGAAGAAUCCGAGCAUAACGGCGCGUUGAGGCAGGAUUUCGAGCCACGCUUAAUCUACGUGGAAGGCGAAUUGAAAGCGAAAAUGAAGGAAAUUUCGCGUAAUGAGGCCGCGCAGCAAAAGGCUGGCAACAGCUCCCUGCAGGGAAUAAAAUUGCCCACCAUCACACUCCCGGAAUUCAAUGGUGACUACAUGCAAUGGUUGACCUUUAGGGACACUUUCGAGUGUCUUAUACACGACAACGUAGAUUUGCCCGCCAUACAAAAAUUUCACUACUUGCGUGCAGCGCUGAAGGGUGAAGCGGCGCAAGUUAUCGAGGCGAUUACAAUCAGUGCGGCAAAUUAUGACCAAGCUUGGAAAAUGGUCACUGCAAGAUAUUCCAAUGAAUAUUUGCUAAAAAAGCGUCACCUGCAGGCCAUGUUUAGCAUGAAGCCGAUCAGGCACGAAGGUGCGUUGACCCUUCAUCAGCUGGUUGACGAAUUUGAGCGCCACAAAAAUACGCUUCACCACUUGGGUGAAGAUACUGACGCUUGGAGCAGUAUUUUGGAGCAUUUAUUGUGCACCAAGCUGCCAACAAUCACGCUCCGUGAUUGGGAAGAGCACGCUUCCAAUGACGAAAAUCCAAGCUACGAGAAUCUUUUUCAUAAGUCGGCACCGCUAGAUCUCAUCCUCGGUGCCCGGCAUUACCACGAAUUCUUUCAAAGUGGGGCACAACAUAAAAUCUCGUCAGGGCUUCCCGUCAUCAUCGAAAGUGUGUUCGGAUGGGUCGUGAGCGGCUCAGCAUCGUCUUUGAAUCCUGCUGAGGAAAACUCGAAUGCAACAUCCAUCGUUUGCAUGAGCACUCUAGAGGAAUCGCUCGAACGAUUCUGGAAAGUAGAAGAGUUGCAGCCUGACUUUAACGUGAAGUUCGGCCAGUCCAAGGCAACAGCAUUGAGACGCUUCGAAUUGCUGGAAAGGAGGCUGGAACGCGAUCCACAACUAAAAGCGGACUAUCAUCAAUUCAUGAAGGAGUAUUUGGAUCUCGGUCACAUGUCGCCGAUAAAUGUUGGUAGGGAAGAGGAACAGGCCUACUAUUUACCACAUCAUCCCGUUUUUAAAUCAUCCAGCUCAACAACGAAACUGAGAGUAGUGUUCGAUGGAUCUGCAAAAAUGAAUUCUGGUUAUUCAUUGAACGAGAUAUUAUGCACCGGUCCUAUCGUGCAAGACGAUCUGCUGGACAUAAUCUUACGAUUCCGUACUUACAAGGUUGCGCUUGUGGGUGACAUAGCGAAAAUGUAUCGACAAAUCUUGUUGCAUCCUGAUGAUCGUCAAUUGGUUCGAAUCUUUUUCCGUUUUUCACCACAAGCCCCGAUGCAGAUUUUCGAACUCAACACCGUUACGUAUGGACUUUCGCCUUCAUCGUUCCUAGCUACGCGCACCUUGCUUCAGCUCGCAGAUGAUGAAGGUGCUCACUAUUCGCAUGCACAAGCUGCCCUGAAACGGAACUUUUAUGUAGAUGAUUUCAUUGGUGGUGCCAGUACAGUAGAAGAUACUGUCCGUCUUCGCCAGGAGCUAUCGGAUCUGCUUGCGAAAGGUGGAUUCGAAUUGCGCAAGUGGACAUCGAAUCAUCUAGGUGUUCUCAGCGGUUUAAGUGCUGAUCAGAUCGGCACCCAGUCAUCGUUGCAGUUCAUUCCCAAUGAAACGGUGAAAACACUCGGUAUCUCCUGGCAACCAGAAUCUGAUGAGCUGUGUUUUGAUUCGAACUUGCUAAUGCAGGAAUUAUGGCUGCUAAAAUCCGGCUGGGAUGAUCCCGUUCCCGAACAGAUCUACAACAAAUGGACAACGAUUAGUGAUGAAUGGCAAUCUCUAGCUACGUAUAAAACUAAUCGUCAUGUUCUUUUACCUGAUUCACAAGUAGAGCUCCACACGUUCACCGAUGCCUCCGAAGCAGCCUACGGAGCCUGUAUCUACGCGAGUUGUGAAAACGAGGAAGGAGAAAUACGGAUCAGCUUACUAGCAUCGAAGUCCCGAGUAGCACCUCUUAAACGCGUCACAUUGCCGAGACUCGAACUCAACGCAGCUGUUUUGGGAGCCCAUCUCCAUCACCGGGUCCAGAAGGCGAUGCAGAUCGAUAGCGUCGAGUCCUUCUUCUGGUCAGAUUCAACUGUAACGCUGAAGUGGAUAGCAUCUCCACCCAAUACGUGGAAAACAUUCGUGGCGAACCGUGUUGCUGAAGUGCAGCGCUUUUCUCAUCCGCGACAAUGGCGACACGUUCCUGGUUCCAGCAAUCCGGCCGAUUUGGUCUCUCGCGGCAUGUCGGCAGCGAAUUUCAUCAAAAGUCGACAGUGGCACUCUGGUCCGGAUUGGCUAGCUUUUCCUUCAUCGUCAUGGCCCAGCUCAAAGCCUGAUUCCAUCGACGGAGUGGAUCUAGAAAUCCGGCAGGUGAGUGCAAAUAUCGCUUCCACAUCGACUCAUCCAUGGUUCGAUAUUUCAUCGUCGUAUUCCAGAUUGGUGCGUAUAAUUGGGUACUGCGUACGUUUUACGCGUAAUACUCAACUGAAGGCGCGCACACAACCAUCAUUACACCACAACGUAGCACCACUAUGCAUCACGCCAGAACACUUGGAAGCAGCUAAAACUGUGCUUUGCAGAUUAGCACAGCAGGAUGCCUUCGCUCACGAAAUCAAGCACUUGACAAAGGGAGAAGCCUUAUGGAAGCAGUCAUCGAUACGCAAGUUAAGCCCCUUCAUCGACGAGACGGGCGUAAUACGAGUGGGAGGACGAUUAAAGCUCUCGCAGUUACCGUACCAAUCGAAACAUCCCGUGGUGCUUCCUAAACAGCAUAAGUUUACUCGUCUCAUGGCUGAACAUUACCACGAACAACUUAUGCAUGCUGGCGGAAGACUUCUACUAUCCCAGAUGAGAGAGCAGUAUUGGCCACUAGACGGACGUCGACUGGUGAAAAGCAUCGUGCGGAAUUGCUUUCGCUGUAUUCGCCAAGAUCCCGCAUUGGCACAGCAACCCAUUGGUCAACUCCCAUCAUCACGCAUUACACCGAGCCGGCCUUUCUCCAUCACUGGAGUGGAUUACGCCGGACCGUUCUACUUAAAGCCUGCGCAUCGAAGGGCCGCAGCUACUAAGAGCUACCUGUGCGUAUUUGUUUGUUUCACCACGAAGGCGGUUCAUCUUGAACUCGUGGGAGACCUCACAACCGCAGGAUUCUUAGCCGCACUGCGACGUUUUACUUCGCGCCGCGGCCUACCGUCCCACAUCCAUUCCGACAACGGUAAAAAUUUUGAAGGAGCCGAACGCGAGCUCAGGGAGCUUUUUCAGAUGUUCGACGACGAGCAACAACGGAACAUCAUUGUUGCUGAUUGUGCGAAUAAGGGCAUCACGUGGCACUUCACUCCACCGAAAGCUCCAAACUUCGGUGGAUUAUGGGAAGCAGCAGUCAAAACCGCGAAAAGACAUCUCUACCGGCACCUAGGCGGCACGAGGCUGUCUUACGAAGGCUACUGUACCGUGCUUCAACAAAUAGAGGCAGCAAUGAACUCCCGACCAUUGUUACCACUAUCCGAUGAUCCCGACGAACUAGCUGCACUAACACCGGCACACUUUCUAAUCGGCACAUCGAUGCAUGCUGUUCCCGAGCCGGACUACACUCACCUGAAAUCGUGCACCCUGGAUGAUCUUCAGAAGUGGCAGCUGCUAGUGCAACGUUUUUGGAAACAUUGGGCCACCGAAUACCUACAAGAGAUGCAGAAAAGUUACACACGGCCGGGCAGCAACAACAACAACAUACUUACCGGCAGGUUGGUGAUACUAAUGGACGAAUCUUUACCUACUACUCGUUGGCCUCUAGCACGCAUCAUACACACUCACCCCGGAGAGGAUCAGAUCGUGCGCGUGGUAACACUGAAAACCGCGAAGGGAAUAAUAAAGCGUCCGAUCACAAAAAUUUGCAUCUUGCCGCUGCGCACCGACAACGAGGACAACACAUGCUGA
This is a messenger RNA of Anopheles maculipalpis, 4176 nucleotides long. RefSeq lists its product as uncharacterized. Gene Ontology annotation, molecular function: nucleic acid binding. Gene Ontology annotation, biological process: DNA integration. The record is from RefSeq and is a predicted model, not a curated record. The transcript is spliced from 4 exons. Lineage: Eukaryota; Metazoa; Arthropoda; Insecta; Diptera; Culicidae. The coding region runs from base 1 to 4176 and encodes 1391 amino acids.